CCACCGGUCUUUCGAUACUGCCGGGGAUAUAAACAGCCGAGAAGCAUGGCAAUUAUCCGGUGGGACGCUAGCAGGAUAUGUAUAUGAGAUUGCGAUUUCCAGGACCUUAAACAUCACGAUGCCAGUGGAGGUCAAUUCCGUGCCAAUUGAGUUACGAGUCAUCGCGACUGAUCCUUAUCCGUGACAAUGAAGCUCCUGUCUGCCUGUGUAGCGGCCUGUUUGGCGCUGCAGGCGACUGCAGCUGCCAUCUCACACAAAUUCAAUGGAUUCACACUCAUAGAGCAUCCAGAUCCGGAGAAGCGCGCCUUGACGCAGAAUGUCAUUACAUGGGAUGAGCACUCUCUCUUUAUUCGAGGAGAGAGGAUUAUGAUCUUCAGCGGAGAAUUCCACCCUUUUCGUCUUCCAGUUCCGUCUCUGUGGCUAGAUGUGUUCCAAAAGGUCAAAGCACUCGGUUUCAAUUGUGUCUCUUUCUACGUCGACUGGGCGCUCCUGGAGGGAAAGCCAGGCGAAUAUCGAGCAGAUGGAAUAUUCGCACUGGAGCCAUUUUUCGAAGCAGCAUCCGAGGCGGGAAUUUAUCUUCUUGCUCGUCCAGGGCCGUACAUCAACGCUGAGGCGUCAGGAGGGGGUUUUCCGGGAUGGUUACAGAGAAUCAACGGCACGCUGCGGACGUCUGCGAAGGACUACCUCGACGCCACGGAUAACUACAUGAAGAACGUGGGAGCCACUAUUGCCAAAGCUCAGAUAACGAAUGGCGGUCCCGUAAUCCUAUGGCAGCCUGAGAAUGAAUACACCGGUGCAUGCUGCGGUGCUAAGUUCCCGGAUUAUGAGUACAUGCAAUAUGUCAUCGACCAAGCGAGAAACGCAGGCAUUGUCAUCCCGCUCAUCAACAAUGAUGCUUCGCCUGAUGGUCACGAUGUGCCGGGUCAAGGCGUCGGAGAGGUGAAUAUUUACGGCCAUGAUAGCUACCCUCUGGGAUUUGACUGUGCCCACCCCACUACCUGGCCGGAAGGGGACCUCCCUACAGAUUUCCGCACACUCCAUCUGCAGCAGAGUCCCUCCACUCCAUAUUCUAUCGUUGAGUUUCAAGGAGGCUCAUAUGAUCCGUGGGGUGGACUAGGCUUUGAAGCAUGUGCCAGCCUCCUCAAUCACGAAUUCGAAAGCGUGUUCUACAAGAACGAUCUAAGCUUUGGAGUUACUAUACUAAAUCUCUACAUGAUCUUCGGCGGCACCAACUGGGGCAACUUGGGUCAUCCUGGCGGAUAUUCCUCAUACGACUAUGGCUCAGCUAUAACUGAAUCCCGCAACGUGACCCGGGAGAAAUAUAGCGAACUCAAGUUGAUCGGCAACUUCGUCAAGGCCUCCGAGUCGUAUAUCACAGCUACUCCUGGGAACUUGACUACCGGAGUAUACACCGACACUACUGACCUGACAGUUACGCCGCUCUUUGGCAAUGGGUCAUCGACCUCUUUCUUUGUUCUCAGACAUUCUGACUACAGCAGCCAGGAAUCUACCAGCUACAAGCUAAAGCUACCUACAAGCGCUGGUAACCUGACUAUCCCUCAACUCGGAGGAUCGCUCACGCUUAACGGACGUGAUUCUAAGAUUCACGUCACGGACUAUGACGUUGCGGGGACGAACGUCCUAUACUCUACCGCUGAGGUCUUUACAUGGAAGAAAUUCGAAGACAAGAAGGUUCUCGUUGUCUAUGGCGGAGCAGGCGAGCAUCAUGAAAUUGCCAUAUCUGGCAGCACCAAUGCUACGGUCCUUGAGAACGAGAGUCCGGAUAUCUCAAGCGAAUCUAAGGGCCAGUAUGUCGUCAUUGGCUGGGAUGCCUCUUCUACUCGCCGCAUCGUGCAAGUCGGAGACCUCCAGCUAUUCCUCCUAGACAAAAACACCGCAUACAAUUACUGGGUACCCGAACUUCCAACCGACAGCACUUCUCCUGGACUCAGCACCCAGGAGAAAACUGCAUCAUCAAUCAUCGUCAAAGCCGGAUAUCUCGUCCGAACAGCAUAUCUCAAAGACAAUGGACUCUACCUCACGGCCGACUUCAACGCAACCACACCCAUUGAGAUUAUCGGCGCACCCAGCACAGCCAAGUCUCUCUAUAUCAACGGUAAGGAAGUCAAUCACUCCAUUGACAAGAACGGAAUCUGGUCCACCACAGUCGAAUACCCCGAGCCCGCAAUCAAACUUCCUAAUUUGAAAGACCUCGAAUGGAAAUACAUCGACACUCUCCCUGAGAUCCAGUCAUCCUACGACGACUCCGCCUGGGUUACAGCCAACAACAAGACCCGUACUAACCUGCGGACUCCAACAUCGCUCUACUCCUCAGAUUACGGCUUCCACACCGGAUACCUCCUCUACCGCGGACACAUCGUCGCUACAGGCUCCGAAGCCCAAUUCUCAAUCGAAACGCAAGGCGGCUACGCAUUCGGCAGUUCCGUCUGGCUAAACUCGACCUACAUCGGUUCCUGGACCGGCGUCGACAAAUACAGCAACUAUAACUCAACAUACAAACUCCCGAACCUCAGCCGCGGCCAAGAAUACGUAUUCACCGUCCUCGUAGAUAACAUGGGUCUAGACGAAGAUUGGACCGUCGGUAGCGACGAGAUGAAAUAUCCCCGUGGUAUCCUCAGCUAUGACCUCCAGGGUAACAACGCCAGCAACUUCACCUGGAAACUCACCGGUAAUCUCGGCGGGGAGGACUACCAGGAUAAAGUCCGCGGACCCUUAAACGAAGGCGGGUUAUAUGCCGAACGGCAAGGAUUUCACCAACCUUACCCCCCAAGCCAAUCCUGGGAAUCAUCCAGUCCCUUUACCGGCCUCACGAAACCAGGCGUGGCGUUCUACGCGGCCAGCUUUGACCUUGAUAUUCCCUCGGGCUGGGACGUUCCUCUCUACUUCACGUUCGGGAAUAGCACGUAUCCGCCGCCGGCAUAUCGCGUGCAGCUCUACGUGAAUGGAUACCAAUUCGGGAAGUACGUCAAUAACGUUGGUCCGCAGACUAGUUUUCAUGUCCCGGAGGGGAUUUUGAAUUAUCGUGGCACGAACUGGGUUGCGUUGAGUUUGUGGGCGCAGGAGUCGGAUGGUGCGAAGCUGGAUAGUUUCGAGCUGGAGUUUAAGACGCCGGUUUUGACGGCUUUGGAGGGAGUUCAGUCUGUGGAACAGCCGAGAUAUACGGAGCGGGAUGGGGCAUAUUGAUCCAGCAGUGAGGAAAUAGGGAAGAUAGUAGAUAGUUAGGGAUAGGUCUGCAGCUCUCUUUUCUGUUCCUCACGCAGGAUCUGGUGGAACUUGGUUCCAUUCGUAAAUACGUGGGAGGGAUGACUAUAUCAAUCAAGGAAAUACAUAAUCUCAAUGAGAA
Paecilomyces variotii is the source of this 3364-nucleotide messenger RNA. RefSeq names its product beta-galactosidase precursor. The transcript has 9 exons. Gene Ontology annotation, cellular component: vacuole. NCBI's taxonomy places the organism in Eukaryota, Fungi, Ascomycota, Eurotiomycetes, Eurotiales, Thermoascaceae. Gene Ontology annotation, molecular function: beta-galactosidase activity. The record is from RefSeq and is a predicted model, not a curated record. Gene Ontology annotation, biological process: carbohydrate metabolic process. Bases 187 to 3204 code for a protein of 1005 amino acids.